Lytechinus variegatus (green sea urchin) is the source of this 3395-nucleotide messenger RNA. RefSeq names its product nucleoside diphosphate kinase 7-like. Gene Ontology annotation, biological process: UTP biosynthetic process; GTP biosynthetic process; CTP biosynthetic process. Gene Ontology annotation, cellular component: centrosome. The transcript is spliced from 9 exons. Lineage: Eukaryota; Metazoa; Echinodermata; Echinoidea; Temnopleuroida; Toxopneustidae. The record is from RefSeq and is a predicted model, not a curated record. Gene Ontology annotation, molecular function: ATP binding; nucleoside diphosphate kinase activity. Bases 85 to 1233 code for a protein of 382 amino acids.
GCAGACCGUCUGAAACUUAUUUGUUAUAAUUAUCGAAAUUUCCACAUUUCAGUAGAGAAGACUGCUUAGAACACAAGCUUAACAAUGGCAAGCUCUGCCCAAGAUGGUCGCUAUUCUUUUAUUUGUGAGUGGUACGACAACAAUGCAGCAAUCAUCAGACGAUAUCAGUUCCUCUUCUACCCUAAUGAUAACACCAUUGAAAUGUAUGACCUAAAGAAUAGACGUCAGUUCUUGAAGAGAUCACAGUGCAAUUCAGUCCAUCUAAAAGACCUCUAUGUUGGUAGUAUUGUUAACGUUCACUCACGUCAGCUGACCCUGGUUGAGUAUGCUGAUGAUUUCACGAAGAGAGCGCUUACAAAUGUCAAACAGAAGACAUUAGGGCUGAUCAAACCUGAUGCCAUUUCAAAAUUUGGUCCCAUUAUUGAUAUGACAUACAAGCAAGGAUUCGUGGUGACCAAUGCCAAGAUGACCAGGCUGACCAGAGGUCAAGCUGAGGAGUUCUAUAGAGAGCAUGCGGGAAAACCAUUCUAUAACAACCUUGUGAGUUUCAUGAGCAGUGGUCCAAUCGUUGCUAUGGAGCUGAUCACCAAUAAUGGUAUAGGAGAAUGGCGCACUCUUCUUGGACCAACGGAUAGUGCCACAGCCCGCAGUGAUGCCCCCGGUAGCAUCAGAGCUAAGUUUGGUACAGACAACACCCGCAAUGCAUGCCACGGUUCAGAUUCCAAGGAAUCCGCAGACAGGGAAAUCUCCUUCUUCUUUGGACAGCCGGCAGCGUUUCCAAACAACGCCUUACUUCGGGAUUGCACAUGCUGCAUCAUUAAACCAUCGGCAAUCAAAGAAGGAUUAGCCGGUCAGAUCAUGACAGCUAUAUGUAAUGAAGGAUUUGAAGUGACUGCCAUGGAGAUGUUCCACAUGGAGAAAGCCAACUCGGAAGAAUUCUUUGAGGUGUAUAAGGGUGUCGUUACUGAGUACAUGGAAAUGGUGGAUGAGCUAACCUCCGGGGCUUGUUAUGUCUUGGAGAUUAGUUCCCCCAGCGGGAAGUUCGACAACGUUGCCAAGGCUUUCCGUGAGUUUGUUGGACCGGCAGAUCCGGAGAUAGCUCGUACACUACGACCCCGCACCCUUCGAGCCAGGUUUGGAGUUAACAAGGUCAAUAACGCCGUUCACUGCACCGAUCUCCCAGAAGAUGCGCUCCUGGAGACAGAGUACUUCUUCAGAAUCUUGUCACAAUAAAUUAUCUGAGUGCCUUGAGUCAUUGAGGGUGUUUCUGUCACCUUUUGUAUUUUUACAGUUAUACAUGAUUUUAAGAAUGACUAGAAUAUGAAAUGCCACAUAUGAGCCUAAAGGCAUUCUUAAUGUUAAAAAAGUAUAUCUGUAUUUCAAAUAUAUUCUUGUGAAGCUAUUGCAGCCAACGUACUUUGCUUCAAAAAUGUGUGUUAACAAUCAACAAAUGUAAUCAUCAUGGCUUAUUUGACAUAUGCUGGUACUGUAUAAAAAAAAUCAAUUGGUUUUCCAGAUUUAGUUGCUUUUAAAGUCAUGCAUAACUUUACAAACUGCUUUGUGAAACUCGCGACGUGUCAUUUUUAUUACCUGUACCAAAUGACUGGAAUUCUGUAGUCUGGUUUAAUUGUUAUUCUGGACUACAGUUGUUGUUUAACUAUGGAUAGCCAAUUAUGACCGAAAUCUCUUUCAGGAGAGGUUCAAUGUAGCAGCUCAUUUUAACAAGAAAUGAUUCUUAAUCCUAUAGGAAGGAUAAAAAAAGAUGUUUUUCUUCACUGUUAAAGAAUUAGGAAAGAGAACAGUUACAUAAAGAAAUCUACAUUGUAAACAAAUUGCUGACAUUUUUGGCUUCCCAUAACUCCAGCACAGAGUUAGACAGACCAUGGUCUAAGUUUAGCCCGACUUCAGAAUACAGGUCAAUGUGUUUAUGUAUAGUGUGGGUGAAUCGAACGACUGAAUAACACAGAGUUGCUACUGGGAUAAUAUACAACUUGUAUUGCCUUGUUAAGACCUCUUUAGCUUUAUAGCAAUUAGAGUAAUGUGUUCUGAUUUCAAAUCUAACACAGACCAAGGUUAUGUUAACGGAAAAGUACCCAUUUCAUGAUAGCAAGUGGAUAACAGACGAAGUGGAUAUUAAACCUAGGGAUUUUUUUUUGAAGAAAUGUACCCCUUUCAUAAAACAUACCUCAUUGAAAUCAAAUGAAAUGAUGAAUGGGCUAACUGGCAGUUGGACCAAAUGGCUGGUAAAUAAAUGGCUGUAGAUGAGGUAGGAUUCGACCUUGUGGGAUAAGGCCACACAUGCGGCCGUCAGAUGGAAAAACGGUCUGAUCUCGAAAAUCGCUUUUCUGAGAAAAAUAAGUUUGAAGUUUAGAGGUUUGAGCUUUUUUAUGAGACGGAAAUAAUGCAUUUUUAGCAAUGGGAAAAGAAGAAGCACAAUAAACACUAAUAACCGAAGAAUUUUUAGCUUAUAUCGGGUUUUAUUUAUGAAAUAAAUGAGAUUUUUGUGGAGAUAGACUGUUUAACCACAGCACACGUAUACACUCAUACUGCACAUCAUAAGAUGGUAAAAUGACCUUUUACCAUUUUUUCCCAAUGCGGAACAUUCUUCAGCGAUUUUCGAGAUAGACCGUUUAACCAUCUGACGGCCGCUGUGAUGUGGCGGUAAACUGGUCUAACUCGAAGAUAGACCAUCUGACAGUGAUGAUUAAAAAAUCUCAAAUAAGACGGUUAAAAGGUUUAUGUUAAAGAUAGCUCGUUUUACCUCCAAACAAUAUUACCGACAAUGGGCUAACUCAAAGAUAGACCAUUUUACCAUCAGAUCUGAACGAUAAAUACAAGAAACUACCAAGAUAGUGGAAAUUAUUUCUAAAUCAAGACAUGAUCGGAUUUUCUCGAUAGAACCAUUAGAAAGAGCGCCCUCACAUUACCAGGAAAGUAAAUUUAUCGCAAAAAGUCAAAUUUUCGAGUUAAACUGUUUUACCAUCUGAUGGCCGCAUGGGUCUAGACUCGAGACAAAGCAAGCGUAAAACGAGAGGCAAUUUAACCCAUCACAUUAAUCAGAUGAACCUCUUCAGUGCUUUUGUAUUGUGGGUAAUACCUCACUCCCAACAUUGUGCGAUACGUUGCUAAAGCCAAGAUUGGCUUAUUCGCAGCUGAUCGCAAUAAAAAUGAACCGUCCAAAUUUUUUUUCUUCUAUCAAUAUGAUCAUCACGACUGAUCUGAUACUAUCACUACGAUUUCUCCACAAUUAAGAACGCAGUUUAAAUCGUGAUGCAAAUCAUGACAGUGGAUACAUACGAGGUACAGGGUGUAUUUGAGUUCCUGACCCUUCACUGCAAUUUGUUAGUAAGUCAGUUAAUUAAGGCCAUUGCAAGUGCCUCUAGUUGUCUCUUAAA